GGAUCAUUUACGUGGCUUCCAUCUUCUUCUACUCCGUCUUCCCCAUUGAUUCCGACGAGUCACAUCACUUCGAAAUCUGAGAACGAAGGGGAGAUCCCGAGAUCGAAGCUCAAGAUUUAAUUUUUCCCGGAAGCAAAGAGAGAAAUGGUGGGUAGUACUAGUAGCAAUAACUCGCUGUCGGGUCUACAAGAUCACUUGAAAUUAGCGAGAGAAUACGCACUAGAAGGCUCCUACGACACCUCAGUCAUCUUCUUCGAUGGCGCCAUUGCUCAGAUCAACAAGCAUUUAAACAGCCUUGACGAUGCCACGUCACGUACCAAAUGGAUGAACGUCAAGAAGGCGGUAAUGGAAGAGACCGAAGUUGUGAAGCAGUUGGAUGCAGAGAGGAGAGCGUUUAAAGAAGCUCCCACUGGUCGUAGCCGUCCUUCUUCUCCACCUAUCAAUAGCACCAAGUCCUCCUCCUUUGUCUUUCAGCCCUUGGAUGAGUAUCCAACCUCAUCAUCCUCCUCCGGUGCUCCGAUUGAUGAUCCUGAUGUCUGGAGGCCUCCUACUCGUGACGUCACUAGUCGUAGACCCGCCAGGGCUGGCCAAAGUGGUAUGAGAAAGUCACCUAACGAUGGGGCUUGGGCUCGUGGCGGUGGUCCAACAACGCGGGCGGCUCCAGCUACGCGUGGUGGGAGAGGUGGUAAGUCUGCUGCUGCAAGCGCACGUUCUUCCGCUGUGGGGAAGAAAGGAGCUGCCUCCAAAUCUACCAAGCCUGAGUCUACGAGUGGUGAUGGUGAAGAUGGGAAGUCAAAAAGGGGAUUGUAUGACGGGCCUGAUGAGGAUCUGGCUGCUAUGCUUGAAAGGGAUGUGUUGGACUCAACUCCUGGUGUUCAUUGGGAUGAUGUUGCAGGUUUGUCUGAAGCCAAAAGGCUGCUUGAGGAAGCGGUUGUUCUUCCUUUGUGGAUGCCUGAAUACUUCCAGGGUAUUCGGAGACCGUGGAAAGGAGUUCUCAUGUUCGGUCCUCCUGGGACGGGUAAAACUCUGUUGGCAAAAGCAGUUGCAACCGAGUGUGGUACAACGUUCUUUAACGUCUCUUCUGCUACAUUAGCUUCAAAAUGGCGCGGAGAGAGUGAGCGGAUGGUCAGAUGCCUGUUUGAUCUUGCCAGGGCAUAUGCUCCCAGCACAAUUUUUAUUGACGAGAUCGACUCUCUUUGCAAUUCGAGGGGGGGUUCGGGAGAGCAUGAGUCGUCAAGAAGGGUGAAAUCAGAACUCCUAGUUCAAGUAGAUGGAGUUAGCAAUACAGCGACAAAUGAAGAUGGUAGUCGCAAGAUAGUGAUGGUGUUAGCAGCUACCAAUUUCCCAUGGGACAUAGACGAAGCUCUCAGGAGGAGGCUGGAAAAACGUAUAUACAUCCCACUUCCAGAUUUAGAAAGUCGGAAAGCUCUUAUCAAUAUCAAUCUGAGAACAGUUGAGGUGGCGAGUGAUGUGAACAUUGAAGAUGUGGCUCGGAGAACAGAAGGGUACAGUGGAGAUGAUCUGACGAACGUGUGCAGGGACGCGUCAAUGAACGGGAUGAGAAGGAAGAUAGCAGGGAAAACGAGGGAUGAGAUAAAGAACAUGUCAAAGGACGAUAUCUCAAACGAUCCUGUGGCUAUGUGUGAUUUCGAAGAGGCCAUUAAGAAAGUGCAACCCAGUGUGUCUUCCUCCGAUAUCGAGAAACACGAGAAGUGGCUCUCUGAGUUUGGAUCCGCUUAAACCAACCCACUUUUUUCCCUAAAACAAAGUGAUGUGUGAGCUUUUUGUGUUUGUGUUUAUAUUGUUAUUUAUUAAUUUGCCAUUUGUCAGACUAUUCUUUUGUUUCUGUAUUACGUAUAUUCCAACUGGAAAAAGGACUUGUAUUUUUAUUUUAUUUGAAGGUUCAGAGAGACAACACAAGGAUUGUAUGAUAA
This is a messenger RNA of Brassica rapa (field mustard), 1934 nucleotides long. Its product is annotated as katanin p60 ATPase-containing subunit A1. Gene Ontology annotation, cellular component: microtubule cytoskeleton. Lineage: Eukaryota; Viridiplantae; Streptophyta; Magnoliopsida; Brassicales; Brassicaceae. Gene Ontology annotation, molecular function: microtubule binding; ATP hydrolysis activity; ATP binding. The record is from RefSeq and is a predicted model, not a curated record. Gene Ontology annotation, biological process: microtubule severing.